GAUGACAAUGACAACUAUAAAUAAAUGAAACUGACCCAAAGCAUUGCACUGACGAAUUUUCUACGAAAUCGGCGCAGUCCAAGAAAACGGACUUUGUAGUGCUUCUGUCGCCUGGCACUGUCUGCAAAGGAGUGCGUGAUGAAGGGACUGUAUUGCAAGCUGAACAAUGACUCUGAAGACGUUAAAUUUGUAAUCCAUCAGACGAACCCACCACAAAGCAUUGGAGAUCACCAGGUGAAGGUUCAAGUGAAAGCAUGUGCACUCAGUCCUGUUGACACAAAGGCAAGCUCUGACCUGAAGCUCCAAAAGGACUUGAUACCAGUUGGACGAGAAAUUACUGGAAUUGUUCUCCAAGUUGGACCUAAGGUGUCCUUUUUUCAGCCAGAAGAUGAGGUCGUAGGGGUCCUGCCCUUAGAUUCAGAAACAUCUGGCCUAUGUGACGUAGUCUUUAUCCAUGAGCAUAACUUAGUUCAGAAGCCUGAGAAGUUAAGCUGGUUUGAGGCAGCAGGAGCUAUCAGAGAUGGACUCAAAGUUUACACAGCAUUACACACCCUUGCCCGUAUGGCCAUGGGCCACACACUGCUUGUGCUAGAUGGAGCAAGUCCCUUUGGAGUCAUGGCCAUUCAGCUGGCCCAUUAUCACGGAGUGAAAGUCCUGGCGACAGCCCUCUCCCCCGAGGACCAGAAGUUUCUGGAACAGCUCCGACCAAGCGUCGCCAGGGUUAUUGGGGUCUGGGAUGUGAAAGUGGAUCUGGUGGACUCCUGCUUGGAAGAAACCGGCGGACUUGGUGUGGACAUUGUCAUUGAUGCAGGAGUGAGGCUUUAUGAGGAAGAACCUCCUAGUCGGCAUCAGCUUCCUCACAAGCAUGACAUCAUCACCGUGCUUGGGGUCGGGGGUCACUGGGUGACAUCAGAAAACAACUUGCAGCUGGAUCCUCCAGAUAGCCACACUCUCUUCCUCAAGGCAGCCUCUUUGUCCUUCCUCAAUGAGGAGGUUUGGGGAGCCUCAUGUGUCAGACAGGGAAGAUACCUCCAUAUCAUGAAGGAUGUGAUGGAGAAGCUAUGCACAGGAACUUUGAGGCCGCUGCUAGAGGACCCUGUGCCUUUGUAUGAAGCCACUGUUUCCAUGGAGAUGGUGCAGAAAAAGCAAGUGAGGAAGAGGGUAGUGAUUAAGCUCUGAGGAGAGACAACUAUCCCAGAAUUCCACAGAGCGACAUUGGACCGCUUUAACCGUCAUGCAUGAAUUUGUUAAUGAUUUAAAUGUCCUUAGCGAUCAGUUAUUGGUUUUGUUGUGUGUG
Molecule: messenger RNA, 1297 nt
Organism: Chanos chanos (milkfish)
Lineage: Eukaryota; Metazoa; Chordata; Actinopteri; Gonorynchiformes; Chanidae
Gene: cryzl1
Product: crystallin, zeta (quinone reductase)-like 1
Exons: 13
Coding region: 139-1179 (346 amino acids)
Molecular function (GO): oxidoreductase activity
Source: RefSeq, a predicted model, not a curated record